Molecule: messenger RNA, 756 nt
Organism: Knipowitschia caucasica
Lineage: Eukaryota; Metazoa; Chordata; Actinopteri; Gobiiformes; Gobiidae
Source: the annotation of a GenBank genome assembly
AUGAAUACCGACAAGCCAAACUUUCUGUCGCAGCCCGUAGUAAAGAAUGUCUUCAUGUACCGUAACGGAGACCCCUAUUAUGAAGCGCGGAGGAUCGUGAUCAACCAGAAGAGGGUUUGUAACUUUGAUACUCUGCUGAGAGAGGUAAGCAGUGGGAUCCAGGCGCCGUUCGGAGCCGUGAGGAACAUCUAUACGCCCCGGGGAGGACACAAGGUGGAGCGCCUGGAGAACCUGCAGAGCGGACAGCAGUAUGUGGCUGCGGGCAGAGAGAGGUUCAAGAAGCUCGAUGUUGUAGCAAACGGAGAUGUGCUGAAUCCAGCCGUGAGGUUACUAAUUCACCAGAGGAUAUUGGGGCAGUUUGAUAAGAUCCUGGAGUUGGUUACGGACAAGAUGGGCCUGAAAGUCCUGGGGGGAGUGCGAAGUCUGUUCACAUAUGAGGGCCAAAUAGUGACUGAUGGGAACCAGCUGGAGAGUGGUCAGCUCUAUGUGGCGGUGGGGAGGGACAAGUUCAAGAAACUACCCUACAUCGACCUACUUUUUUCCAAACCUCGAGGGAUGACAAGUGACAGUGGCGACAGUCCUCCAGCGCUGAACGGGAACAGUAAAGAGCACUUGUCCGCCAUCGUCAGGGAGAUUUCGCAGUCUCGGCUCAUUUCACUGAGGAAGAAGAGGAGCGGACAGAACAUGGCCCUGGAUGACGUCACCCUGCGGAGAAUGAUAGAUGUGGCCUGUUUUCUCUUCUGCUGGGAGACCUGA